CUAAUCGAUUAGAAUUCGAUUGCUCUCAUUCUGCAAAAACCUAAUCGAUUAAAUAUGUUGUAUUAAUCGAUUAUUAGUUGAUUUUGUUUAAUAAAAUCAUCCCGUCUUCAUCUUCUUCGCCAAAUCCUUUUACAGUUGCAGAGCAUCUAGAAACCCUAGCUCUCACUUCUCCGAUUUUAUCAACUAAUUCUUUAUCAAUCUCUUCCAUUUUUUUCAAAUUUCAUCAAUUUCGAAGAGGAAAGAUGCCAAGGUGCAAGAACCCUUCCUCUCGUCAAGAAUAUGCGGCGGAAGAAGGAGAGCGUCAAUGGCGUCGUGAAGGGAGCAAAUACAUUUACGUCCAAACCAGUCUCGCCUUCAACACUAGAGCUUCAGUGGAAAGGUUCCACAACACCUUUCUGACGAAGGAGAUCAUCCCACCGAAGAUUGUGGACAAGGACCUCUUCAAAUCGGUGACCUAUGCCCCGAGCAAGUCCCUUUUCUCUCAGCAAGGUUUGCUCCGUUUUAUUCAUUUGACUUUUGUCAUCCCUAUCAUGCAUAUCCUUGCUCACUGCAAAGUGGACCUUACUCGGGACAUUCGGGUGCCGGUGAAGAAGACUUGCUUCAUCAAGGACACCAAGUUUUCCCGGAUCGUGUACCGUGAGGAGGGCAAUGCUGCACCUAAUCUGGACCUCGUAGUCGCAGACGAAGAAGAGAGCCAAAACGAGACUCAAGUCGAGUCAUCUCGUGCCGGAGGAAGUCGAACCACGGAGUGCGUCACUCGUCAACGCAGGACUCGUCCGAGAGAAGAAGCACCGGAACCAUUUUGGGUGAAGAGGAUCUUCGAUACUCUCACAUGCAUUCGAGAUGACGUUCGCCAGCUCAACGAGAGAAUAACUCGUUUCAAGCAAUCCCGCUCCUUCCGUGGCCCGCGUCAUAGCUUUAGCGGAGGAGCUCGUCCGGCGCAUUCUCUUUGAUCUUGUGUCGUUGAUUUUGCUAUGACUCAUUAUGAUACAUUAUUAAAUGCUAUUGUUAUUUUGCCUCAUUUGGUGGAUGUUGAUGUUACGUUGGAUGAUGCUAGUUAUCGUUAUUAAUUGAUUAUUGAUGAUGUUAAUUAUGCAUUGAUAUGUUUGUUGGCCUUCACUAACCUGUCAAACUUAACGGAUUUUGACAAUCCGAAUACAACUCGAGAACUUGAUUUCACAAGCCUCUUAUCUUACCACCAAAGUUUUGAUUUCACAAAACUCGGGAUUUCUUCCACCUAACGUUUGAUUUCACAAACCGUUAGGAUUUCUACCACUUGGUGUAAUCCCAACACCAAGAAUACAAAUCCCUUACAAUAAAGUAAGAAAACAAACCGCAACCGAGUAAUUCUCCCAACACGGAGUAGAUUGUUGCAAAUACAAUGAAGUCCUUUAGAAUAU
Molecule: messenger RNA, 1400 nt
Organism: Cuscuta campestris
Lineage: Eukaryota; Viridiplantae; Streptophyta; Magnoliopsida; Solanales; Convolvulaceae
Source: the annotation of a GenBank genome assembly